Molecule: messenger RNA, 393 nt
Organism: Prorocentrum cordatum
Lineage: Eukaryota; Dinophyceae; Prorocentrales; Prorocentraceae
Source: the annotation of a GenBank genome assembly
GAUCGCACCCGCGACAAGAUCCGCGACAAGCGCCCUCAGCGCGCAUCCCGUAAGAAGCUGGCGGCUGCCAAGCGGGGCAAGAAACGAUAUCAAGAGGACUUCGCAGAGAGAGCAAAGCGCAAGCAUCGAGUGUUGAAAUCCUGCAGGGAGGCGCCUCGCGCGAAUCGGAGGCCGGCGAUGCCGAAGAGCGCCGGGGCAGAGCGUGCUGGUGUCCUCGGCAGGGAGGGCAGCUGGAAGCAGACGGCGGAAGAGUCUGCCAGGCUCUGCCAGCAGGACGGCCCCAGUCACUUACCGCCGUGUUACGCGGGGCUGGACCAGGAACACCAGCGGAGGCCGACCUCGCAAAUGCGCGGGUGCCUGGAAGACGCGCAGUGGGCAACGCAGUGCUACCUG